Molecule: messenger RNA, 951 nt
Organism: Nematolebias whitei (Rio pearlfish)
Lineage: Eukaryota; Metazoa; Chordata; Actinopteri; Cyprinodontiformes; Rivulidae
Gene: klhl4
Product: kelch-like family member 4
Exons: 6
Coding region: 1-951 (316 amino acids)
Molecular function (GO): protein binding
Source: RefSeq, a predicted model, not a curated record
AUGUCCGUGUCAGGAAAGAAGGAGUUUGACGUGAAACAGAUCCUCAGGCUCCGCUGGCGAUGGUUCAGCCAUUCAUCCCAAGGUUCUGCCGGUGGUGGAGGGGGUGGCGGCAGCGGUGUGGGAGGCUACAUCCAGCAGGAUGGCCUGGACCACAGAGGGACCCCUGUCCAGGGACGGCUGAAGAGCCACUCAAGAGAACGAGGCUUCGGGGGAUUGAGGAAGACCAACAGCCCUGUUCACAGUGUCAUGCCACCAACGCCUGGGCCAACACAGGUCUACGUCAGGACGGGUCAUCAGUCGUGGCAUCACCUGCCGAACACCAUCCAAGGCCUGCAGGUGAACGAGGAGUCUCCAAAGAGCAUCUCCUCUCCCAGUUCUGCAAGGAAAGAGGAAACGAACUCUGGCCAGAAAGAUGUGAACAGCAGUACAGAGGAACCUGCAGAGGUGGAUGCCAGAGACAGGCCCCUCUGCUGCCUUCGUGGCUCACCUGGGGACAGCUCCAUCCCAUCCUCCACAGCAUGUAUAGCUGUGCUUGAGGGUCCCAUGUAUGCUGUAGGGGGCCAUGAUGGCUGGAGCUACCUGAACACGGUGGAACGCUGGGACCCCCAGGCCAGACAGUGGAACUACGUGGCCAGCAUGUCGACUCCUCGGAGCACCAUGGGAGUCACAGCGCUCAAUGGAAAGCUGUUUGCAGUCGGCGGGCGAGAUGGCAGCUCGUGCCUGAGGUCCAUGGAGUGCUUCGACCCGCACACCAACAAGUGGAGCAUGUGUGCACCCAUGUCCAAGAGGAGAGGAGGCGUUGGCGUGGCAACGUACAACAACUUCUUGUAUGCUGUAGGCGGACAUGACGCUCCGGCUUCCAACCACUGUUCCAGACUCUCCGACUGCGUCGAGAGGUAUGAUCCAAAGACAGACACGUGGACCACGGCUGUACGCAGUGGGCGGAUAUGA